Molecule: messenger RNA, 1598 nt
Organism: Mastomys coucha (southern multimammate mouse)
Lineage: Eukaryota; Metazoa; Chordata; Mammalia; Rodentia; Muridae
Gene: Adat3
Product: adenosine deaminase tRNA specific 3
Exons: 2
Coding region: 266-1312 (348 amino acids)
Cellular component (GO): cytoplasm; nucleus
Molecular function (GO): tRNA-specific adenosine-34 deaminase activity
Source: RefSeq, a predicted model, not a curated record
CUGCUUCCGGUUGUAUGUUCCGGGUCAUCACAGUCCCCUGCCUCAGGGUUAUCUAUUCACCAUCUUUACAGCAGAGCCCUGAAGAGCCGGGCACGAUUGUUCCUUAUGCGGCCAGGGAGUAAGCCAACUCUACCUGGCGCUCAGGACUCCUCAUUCCCGGGCCUGGUGGAACCCACAGCAUCCCCGGACAGACCCCCGCCCCACUGAAGCUGACGGAUGAUGCUCCAGUCCCAUCUCUGUCUCCCACAGUCGAGCCCCGUUGAGGAUGGAGCCCACCUCAGGCUUUGCAGAGCAACCUGGGCCUGAGAAGGCUGAAAGCGAGGAGCAAGAGCCGGCACCAUGGCAAGCCCUCCCUGUCCUGUCGGAGCAGCAGUCGGGGGCCGUGGAGCUGGUACUGGCUUAUGCUGCACCUGUCCUGGACAAGCGCCAGACGUCCCGCCUUCUCCGGGAGGUGUCCGCUGUCUAUCCACUUCCUGCCCAGCCCCACCUCAAGCGGGUGCGCCCCAGCCGUGGUGCAGGUGGUGGGCACUCGGAUCUGCUGCUGUGCCUGGCAGGGCCCUCUGCUGGCCUGCGCUCCCUGGCCGAGCUCCUCCCCAGGCCGGCCGUGGACCCGCGCGGCCUGGGCACACCUUUCCUGGUGCCUGUGCCCGCCCGGCCACCCCUCACCCGGAGCCAGUUUGAAGAGGCGCGGGCCCACUGGCCCACAUCCUUCCAUGAAGACAAGCAGGUGACCAGUGCCCUGGCUGGGCAACUCUUCUCUGCGCAGGCUCGAGCCACCAUGCAGACCCACAUGGAAUGGGCGGUACGAGCGGCCCAGAGGGCAGCAGCACAGGGGCUUCGGGCAGUGGGUGCCAUCGUGGUGGACCCAGCUUCGGACCGCGUGUUGGCCAUAGGCCAUGACUGCAGCAGCGUAGCCAGCCCCCUGCUGCAUGCCGUCAUGGUGUGCAUCGACUUGGUGGCCCAGGGGCAGGGCCGCGGCUCCUGUGACCUCAGACGCCACCCAGCUUGCUCCUUUACACAGGCCACUGCCACUCAGGGCGCCCGCGCCGGCAGCGUGCGCAAGCUGGACGAGGAUGGCCUGCCCUAUGUGUGCACUGGCUAUGACCUGUAUGUCACCCGUGAGCCCUGCGUCAUGUGCGCCAUGGCCCUUGUCCACGCUCGCAUCCAGCGAGUCUUCUAUGGGGCGCCAUCACCUGAUGGCGCCUUGGGCACGCGCUUCCGUGUCCACGCUCGGCCAGACCUUAACCACCGCUUCCAGGUGUUCCGAGGCAUCCUAGAGGACCAGUGCCGCCAGCUGGACCCCGACCCAUAGUCCUGGUGACCUGCUUCUAGACCAUUCUCUGCUCCUGGCCAGCCCGCAUCUCCUGCAGCUCCAUGGCCUUGGGCCUGGGGGCCCCACCUCUGUCUGAGGACACUGACCACCUGUGCCAGACUGUGGGCCUCAGUUUCUAGACUGCAGCUCCCUUCUCUGCUGGCUGCAACGACCGUGGGGCUCAGCUCUGCUUACAAGCCCAGUGGCUGUCUUACAGUCUCCGUGGUCCUCCAGGCUCGGGGCGGGGAACAGCCAUCGAGUGUGAAAAUAAAGCACCUCAAACCAA